Theobroma cacao (cacao) is the source of this 1984-nucleotide messenger RNA. The record is from RefSeq and is a predicted model, not a curated record. NCBI's taxonomy places the organism in Eukaryota, Viridiplantae, Streptophyta, Magnoliopsida, Malvales, Malvaceae.
GUCUAUCAAGGACUAGUUGCACCAAAGGGUGGCACAAAUAAAGACAAAGAAGAGACAUGAGAAGCAAAAUUCAACAAGCGGAGUUUGGAUGCACUUAGUAAAUGACCCCACUGAACUCCAGCUCGAACUCUCACAAACGAUUCGCAAUGCUCCACCAUUCAAAUUUGCCCUUUCGAUGAUAUGAGUGGGCCAAUUUGUCUCAAAAACUUGUGGUUAUUAGCAACAAGAAACUACAUUGCUGUGGGCCCCUCUUGUAUCUGUGUUUUAACCGAUUAUAUGAUAAAUCAACCUGGUUCAGUUGCCCUUCCUGACUCGAGCACAAGUGAAAAACAAAAGAAAAAGAAGCCCAUAACAGUGGCAGGUGAGAGUAAGCUUCACAUAGCUAUGUUUCCAUGGCUGGCCUUCGGUCACAUGAUCCCAUUCUUAGAAUUUGCCAAGCUCGUAGCUGAAAAGGGUCAUAAAAUUUCCUUCAGUUCUACCCCAAAAAACAUCGAUCGUCUCCCAAAACUCCCUCCCCAUUUGGCUUCUCUAAUCCAUUUUAUCAAACUCCCACUACCCCAAAUCAACCAUCUCCCACAAAACGCAGAAGCAACCAUAGAUGUUCCUUUAGACGACGUUUGGUACUUCAAAAAGGCCUAUGAUGGUCUCCAACAACCCAUGGCUCAGCUACUUCAAUCUUUGUCUCCUGAUUGGCUUCUUUUAGAUUUUGCUGCUUAUUGGCUACCAAGUAUAGCUCGUAGUCUCAACAUUCCUAACGCAUUCUUCAGCAUAGUCACCGCAGCUUGCCUUGGCUACCUUGGACCACCGUCGUUUCUUAUGCAUGGCGACGAGGAUCACAAAAAACCUGAAGAUUAUGCGGUUUUGCCCAAGUGGGUUACUUUUCCUUCAACGGUGAGGUUGAAGCUUUAUGAAGUCUUGAAGAUCUAUAACGGAAUAACUGGCGACAAAACCAACACUUCAGACUUCUAUCGUUUUGGUGCGACCUUAAAAGAUUGUGAUAUGGUGGCUGUAAGGAGUUGCAUGGAGUUAGAACCUGAGUGGUUAAAACUCUUAGAGCAACUUUAUGAGAAACCUGUUAUCCCAGUUGGUGAACUUCCCACGACGGAUUACAAUAACAGCGAGGAAACUGAGGGUUGGAAGUCAAUGAAAGAGUGGCUAGACAAGCAAGAGAAAGGAUCUGUUGUAUAUAUUGCUUUUGGAAGUGAAGCAAAACCGAGCCAAGAAGAACUGAAUGAGAUAGCUCAAGGGUUAGAGUUUUCAGGGUUGCCUUUCCUUUGGGUGCUAAGGAAGAGUCGCGGAUCAACUGAUGCUGAACCCAUCAAGUUACCAGAAGGGUUCGAGGAGCGAACUAAAGAGCGUGGUGUGGUUCUCACGACUUGGGCACCUCAGCUCAAGAUUUUAGCUCAUGACUCGAUCGGUGGGUUCUUGACUCACACAGGGUGGAGCUCAGUGGUAGAGGCACUUCAAUUUCAGAGACCUCUUAUAUUGUUUACCUUCCUCGCUGAUCAAGGGAUCAAUGCCCGCUUAUUGGAGGAGAAGAAGAUUGGGUAUUCGAUUCCGAGGAAGGAGCAAGACGGAUCUUUUACUAGGAAUAGUGUGGCUGAGUCAUUGAGGUUGGUAGUGGUGGAGGACGAAGGGAAGAUUUACAGGGACAAAGCAAAGGAAAUGAAAAGGGUCUUUGGCGACAGGGACAAACAAAACUGGUACCUGGAUAAUUUCUUGGGUUACCUUGAAAAUCACAGGCGUCUCAAGAACCCCGAAGUCGAUGGCAUUGAUCAAAAUUAAUUUGGCUUAGUAUCCAAAAAGAAGAAGAAAUAUGAACCUUGUAUUUCUAUGAGAAUAAGGUUUUUGUCCAAGGUUUCUAGGUCUCUCCCUCUUUCUCUUCCAUAGGCUCAUUAGGGUAACAAUAUGAUGGUUUGAGAAAAAACUCAGAAUCAUGAGUAUUUAAAUUAAUAAAAUUAUGUUAUGUUAUUAAAAUUAUUGA